Messenger RNA from Vittaforma corneae ATCC 50505, 939 nucleotides. RefSeq lists its product as uncharacterized. Bases 1 to 939 code for a protein of 312 amino acids. Lineage: Eukaryota; Fungi; Microsporidia; Nosematidae. The transcript has a single exon. The record is from RefSeq and is a predicted model, not a curated record.
AUGGUCGAGAUAAUUCCACAUAUAGACACUUUAAUCGUAGAUAUCGGCUCAAAAUUCACCAAAAUAGGAUAUUCUGGCGACUUUCAUCCAACAUAUACUUUCAAAACAUCCUCCUUUUCGCCAUUCCAAGCCACCUCAUACGAGACAGCCUGUAAAAUUUUAGAAAAAUAUUUGAAGGAAUGCUCAGUAGAUUCUUUGAUUCUCAUAGAAAGUCCAGACUUUGGAUUCGAAGACAGCUCAAAAAUACUGAAGUUUCUAUUCGUGAAUAAGCUAUGCCAGUCCGUUCUGUUGCUGAAAUCCCCCAUUGCAGAUAUAUUUGGGUUUGGUAAGGUUUCGGGAACAGUACUCUGUUGUUCAGCAUCCUCCUUUAGAGUUUCAACUGUGAUCAACGGAAGGAUUGUAGAAUCGCACGUGCUGGCUGGCGGAUCUGCACGGCUGGAAAGUGCCAUUUCAAAGUUACUCGCCGAUUCCGGCGAAAAUCGUGGCAUUGUGCAAGACAUACUACAAUGCGAGGUCUUUAACGAUCCGGCCAUUACUGUGUCUAGCAUUUUGGAGUCCAGAGAAAGUAUUGAAAAUCUAAAGGCUAGAUGUGGUGUUGAUAUUUUUGAAAUCCUAAGACCAGAUAUAGCAGCCAUGGUUGACAAAGUCGUAAGCACAAGAUCUUCAUACUACAUUAACAAGAAAAACUCGGCAAAUGGAUGCAUUAUUCUUAGUGGAGGACUAUUCAGGUUUGAUUCCUUCCACAACUUUGUUAAGUCACUAAUACUUGACAGAAUUGGUGCCGAUUUUGCUGAUUUUGUGCUCCGAGACAGAAAUUUGAACUGCACAUUUGUGGGAGCAUCGGUGUUUGGGAUGAAUAACCAGACAAAAACAAUGUUCAUGACAUACUAUGACUGGCAGAAUGUUGGUGCUGAUAUUCUGAAGGUUAAAACACUAUAG